Molecule: messenger RNA, 3596 nt
Organism: Daphnia pulicaria
Lineage: Eukaryota; Metazoa; Arthropoda; Branchiopoda; Diplostraca; Daphniidae
Product: sodium/potassium-transporting ATPase subunit alpha-B-like
Exons: 13
Coding region: 488-3502 (1004 amino acids)
Biological process (GO): potassium ion import across plasma membrane; sodium ion export across plasma membrane; intracellular sodium ion homeostasis
Cellular component (GO): membrane
Molecular function (GO): ATP binding; ATP hydrolysis activity; P-type sodium:potassium-exchanging transporter activity
Source: RefSeq, a predicted model, not a curated record
GAACAGCAUCUCCUUUCCUUCCACGCAAACUGGGACGGACGCCGGUUGACUUGUGAGAGUAAAUUGUCCCUCCCGGCCAUUUUGCGUUUCAAAGUUGUUUUUCUCUGUGUGUGGAUUGCGCUAGCUGGGUUUUUCCUCGCAACCCAACAACCUGGCCGUCGAGCAGAAGAUAACCGGGCACAAAGUGAUCACUAUCUGCAUGGAUACGACCUUGAGACAAAAAAUCCAAGUGGAUGUGUGUGUGUGUGUGUGGAUGUGAUUUGAGAUUCACCGGAAACAAUUAGAACGUUUGAAACGCGCUCCAGCCAGCAGUUUAAAGAGCUCCAGUGGCGGCUGGUGGUGCGUCCUGCGAGGAUUUUGAUCGUCGCCCACUUGCGAAAGAAGCCAAUUCUCCUGUAGGAUUCGAAGAAAUCCGGCGGAAGGUUGUUGAUCUGUUUUUUGGCUCUGAAAAAAACAAAACAAAAACAGACUUUAUUCAACCGCUAAAAUGGGCAAAAAGUCGAAAGCGACGAAAUCCAAGGAUCUGAACAAUUUGAAGCAAGAGUUGGAGAUUGACGACCACAAAAUCCCAAUUGCUGAACUCUACAGACGACACAACGUUAAUCCGGAGACCGGUUUGACGUCUGCGCAGGCCAAGGCCAACUUGGAGCGCGAUGGGCCUAAUUGCCUCACUCCUCCCAAAACGACGCCGGAAUGGGUCAAAUUUUGCAAGCAGCUCUUUGGUGGCUUCUCAAUGCUCUUGUGGGUGGGUGCCAUCCUCUGUUACGUCGCCUACGCCAUUGAGUACAGCCAGAACCCCGACAUCCUAGGAGACAACUUGUACCUCGGCAUUGUAUUGACGACCGUCGUCGUUGUUACCGGAUGCUUCUCUUACUACCAGGAGAGCAAGAGCUCCAAGAUUAUGGAAUCCUUCAAGAAUUUGGUUCCCCAAUCGGCCCUUGUCAUCCGUGAUGGCCAAAAGCAGACAGUCAAAGCCGAGGAAGUCUGCCGCGGUGAUAUCGUUGAAGUCAAAUUCGGCGAUCGUAUUCCGGCCGAUAUUCGUGUCAUCGAGGCCCGCCAGUUCAAAGUCGACAACUCUUCAUUGACUGGAGAAUCUGAGCCUCAGAGCCGAUCUCCCGAAUUCACUCACGACAACCCGCUGGAAACCAAAAACUUGGCUUUCUUCUCCACCAACGCCGUCGAAGGUACUGCCAAAGGUAUUAUUAUCAGCAUCGGUGACAACACAGUGAUGGGUCGCAUCGCUGGAUUGGCUUCCGGCUUGAGCUCUGGACAGACGCCCAUCGCCAAGGAGAUUGAGCAUUUCAUUCACAUCAUUACGGGAGUGGCCGUCUUCUUGGGAGUUUCCUUUUUCAUCAUCGCUCUCGCUCUCGGCUACAACUGGCUCGAUGCCGUCAUCUUUUUAAUCGGCAUCAUCGUCGCUAACGUACCCGAGGGUCUGCUCGCCACCGUCACCGUCUGUUUGACCCUGACGGCCAAGCGCAUGGCCAAGAAGAAUUGCUUGGUCAAGAAUUUGGAGGCUGUCGAAACCCUUGGAUCCACGUCGACCAUCUGCUCAGAUAAGACUGGAACCUUGACACAGAACCGAAUGACCGUUGCCCAUAUGUGGUUCGAUGGCCAAAUUAUCGAAGCCGAUACCAGCGAAAACCAAUCCGGUGCCCAAUACGACAAGACCAGUUUGGGAUGGAAGGCCUUGUGCCGCGUCGCUUGCCUGUGCAGCCGAGCCGAAUUCAAAAUGGGCCAACAGAGCAUGCCCGUUUUGAAACGCGAAGUCAAUGGUGACGCCUCUGAGGCCGCCCUGUUGAAAUGCGUUGAAUUGGCCACCGGUGACGCCAUGAACAUUCGCGGACGAAACAAGAAAGUCUGUGAAAUCCCGUUCAACUCGUCCAACAAGUACCAGGUGUCGAUCCACGAGAACGAAGACAAGAACGACGGCCGCUACUUCAUGGCCAUGAAGGGAGCUCCCGAGCGCAUUCUCGAUCUCUGCUCGACCAUUUUCAUUAAUGGGCAAGAGAAGGUGUUGGACAACGAACUGAAGGACGCUUUCAACACGGCUUACAUGAGCCUGGGAGGUCUCGGCGAGCGAGUCCUCGGCUUCUGCGAUUUCCACUUGCCACUGGACCAGUUCCCCAAAGGCUUCAAAUUCGACGCCGAUGAAGUCAAUUUCCCCAUCAACGGAAUGCGAUUCGUCGGACUCAUGUCCAUGAUCGAUCCCCCACGUGCCGCCGUACCCGAUGCCGUCGCCAAGUGCCGCUCCGCCGGAAUUAAAGUUAUUAUGGUUACCGGUGACCACCCCAUCACUGCCAAAGCUAUUGCCCGAUCUGUCGGUAUCAUUUCCGAGGAGAGUGAAACCGUCGAAGAUAUUGCCGAGCGUCUCAACAUUCCCGUCGACCGUGUCAACCCGAGAGACGCCAAGGCCGCCGUCGUCCACGGUGGUGAAUUGCGUGAUUUGACCCCGGCCCAACUCGACGACAUCCUUCGCUACCACACGGAGAUUGUCUUUGCCCGCACGUCACCUCAACAGAAACUCAUCAUCGUCGAGGGUUGCCAACGUGGAGGAGCUAUUGUGGCCGUCACCGGUGACGGUGUCAACGAUUCGCCCGCUUUGAAGAAAGCCGAUAUCGGUGUUGCCAUGGGUAUUGCCGGUUCCGAUGUCUCCAAACAGGCCGCUGACAUGAUCUUGUUGGACGACAACUUCGCUUCCAUCGUUACCGGUGUUGAAGAGGGUCGUCUGAUUUUCGACAAUUUGAAGAAGUCCAUCGCCUACACCCUGACAUCCAACAUUCCUGAGAUUUCCCCCUUUUUGAUGUUCAUUCUGCUUGAUAUCCCUCUUCCUCUUGGAACUGUCACCAUCUUGUGUAUCGAUUUGGGUACCGACAUGGUACCGGCCAUCUCUCUUGCCUACGAAGAAUCCGAAUCCGACAUCAUGAAGCGUCGCCCUCGUAAUCCAUUCACUGACAAACUCGUCAACGAAAGAUUGAUUUCCAUGGCUUACGGUCAAAUUGGUAUGAUGCAAGCUUCGGCCGGUUUCUUCACCUAUCUUGUCAUUAUGGCCGAAAACGGAUUCAAGCCCGACCUGCUGUUGGGUAUCCGUAAGCGAUGGGAUUCCCGAUCCGUCAACGAUCUCGAAGAUUCCUACGGACAGGAAUGGACGUACGAUGCCCGCAAGCAACUCGAGUACACCUGCCACACUGCCUUCUUCGUAUCGAUCGUUAUUGUGCAAUGGGCCGAUUUGCUCAUUUGCAAAACCAGACGCAACUCACUCUUCCAGCAAGGCAUGCGCAAUCACGUCCUCACCUUCGGUCUCUUUUUCGAGACGGCCGUCGCCUGCUUCCUUUGCUACACGCCCGGCAUGGACAAGGGUCUUCGCAUGUACCCGCUCAAGAUCAACUGGUGGGGCCCGGCUCUUCCGUUCUCUCUCCUCAUCUUCAUCUACGAUGAAAUUCGCAAGUUUAUUCUUCGUAACAAUCCCGGUGGAUGGAUUGAAAGAGAGACUUAUUAUUAGAGAUCAAAUAACAUACAUAAAUCUAAAUGCACAGUGCCUAUAUUUAAUAUUGGUUCAGUAUAGGAACGAGCAAAAAUACAUUAGUUCAAUCGUU